UCUUACGUGUCUAUCUCGCUGUGUCGACGCUGAAGCAACAGGAACAGAGGAGCUGGCCAAAAAAAAGAGAAGAAGAAGAAGAACAAGAAGAAAAAGAAGAAGAAGAAGAAGAAGAAGAAGAAGAAGAAGAAGAAGGACAGGUUCCUUUGCCUUCUGAUUUCUCCAACACAGAACAAUGUCGAUGAGUCCUAAGCAUACGACUCCUUUCUCUGUGUCCGAUAUUUUAAGUCCUCUUGAGGAGAGCUACAAAAAAGUAAGUAUGGAGGGGAACAGUUUGGGGGCUCCUCUUGCCUCGUAUCGGCAACCGCAGGUCACACAGGCUGCGAUGCAACAACAUCACAUGGGCCACAACGGAGCUGCUGUGCCCGCUGCCUACCACAUGACAGCCACAGGAGUGCCACAGCUGUCCCACACGGCUAUGGGAGGCUACUGCAACGGUAAUCUGGGCAACAUGAGCGACCUGCCGGCUUAUCAGGACGGCAUGAGGGGGAGCACGACAGCCACAAGCUGGUACGGAGCAAACCCGGACCCGCGCUUUUCUACCAUCUCUCGAUUCAUGGGCUCCUCUUCCGGCAUGAACAUGAGCAGCCUUGGCUCACUGGCAGAUGUUGGUAAAGGCAUGGGAUCUCUGAGCAGUGCACCGAGGAGAAAGAGACGCGUGCUCUUCUCGCAGGCGCAGGUCUACGAGCUCGAGCGCCGCUUCAAGCAGCAGAAGUACCUCUCUGCGCCGGAAAGGGAGCACCUAGCGAGCAUGAUCCACUUGACCCCGACCCAGGUGAAAAUCUGGUUCCAGAAUCACCGCUAUAAAAUGAAAAGACAGGCCAAAGACAAAGUGUCCCAGCAGCAAAUGCAGCAAGAGAGUGGUUCUUGCCAGCAGCAGCAACAAUCUCCGCGACGGGUAGCUGUGCCCGUGUUGGUGAAGGACGGCAAACCGUGCCAAGGCGGCGGCCACACUCCUACUAGCGUGGCACAAAACCAUCAUCACCAGGGAGCUAAUGUCAUGCUCAUGACCAACAAUGGCGCAAUGGGCCAGCAUCCGAGCCAGCAGGUAGGCAGCGCGGGCCAGUCUCCAGAUUUGGGCCAGCACGGUACGAGUCCCUCUUCUCUCCAGACUCAGGUGACCGGUCUAUCACACCUGAACUCCUCUGGCGCUGACUACGGCACGGCCUUGCCCUGUUCCGCUCUGCUGUAUGGCAGGACGUGGUGACGACAGGACAGACCGCGGACGGAUAGACAAUAUCUGUAGGCUAUUUGACCUCAACGACUGCUUGACCGACUCAACAGCAACACAAAAAAUGAAAUACUUCAUAACCGUUUUGAACAGCCCGACUUUUUUGUCCUCCGUCCUCUCAAAAUCCAGACUGGAGACAGUGGCGGGGGAAAAUGUUGAUCAAUGCAGAAUGAUAAAAAUAGCCCUUUCCCAGUCUUUCGUUAUGAGGAUGUGCGUCCAAAGAUGGCGAAGAAGAUGGAAUUAUUUAUAUAGCUUUUAAGCGGAGACAAUAUAUAAAAAUUACAUCAUCCCGACGGAUGAAAUAAAAAGCCUCGUUUGGCACUUUAAGACGCCGUCUCACAUUUUGACUGCUACAGUACAUUCCUGAUUCUUAUAGAUUGCAAUGUAAGCCGUAGCUUGUACAUUCCUGUAAACGGUUUGGAUUUAAUACAUAGUUUUUAGCGAUAUGUAUAUGUAUAAAAUUUUUUAUCGAUAUUAAGGGUUAUAUGUUAUUUGAGUUCCACUGGUAUUUGUACGUUUCAUUUUCUUGUAACUUAUAGAUAUUUGACUUAAGCGCAGUCAUACAAUCAUAUUAAUAAAUUA
Tachysurus vachellii is the source of this 1813-nucleotide messenger RNA. RefSeq names its product NK2 homeobox 1 (gene nkx2-1). The coding region runs from base 176 to 1207 and encodes 343 amino acids. The transcript has 2 exons. The record is from RefSeq and is a predicted model, not a curated record. Gene Ontology annotation, biological process: regulation of transcription by RNA polymerase II; cell differentiation. Gene Ontology annotation, molecular function: RNA polymerase II cis-regulatory region sequence-specific DNA binding; DNA-binding transcription factor activity, RNA polymerase II-specific. NCBI's taxonomy places the organism in Eukaryota, Metazoa, Chordata, Actinopteri, Siluriformes, Bagridae. Gene Ontology annotation, cellular component: nucleus.